UGUUCCGCCUCCGUCCGGGUGACGGCGCUGCCGCCCACGGGCCGGUCCUGACCCCGGAUCGACUUCCGGGUCGGGGAAGCGAGAGUCGAUUCAGUGUGAACACGUGCGGUGCCAUGAAGCCGGACCUGGCACUGUCCCUCCUCACUCUGCUGCUGAGUGCACUCAGCUCCCGCUCCCACGGCGACGGUGAGAAGAAGAAGCUGCAGAUCGGCAUCAAGAAGCGGGUGGACAACUGCCCCAUCAGGUCCCGCAAGAGCGACACGCUGCACAUGCACUAUACGGGGAAGCUGGAGGAUGGGACAGAGUUCGACAGCAGCAUCCCCCGCGGGACCCCCUUCACCUUCACCCUGGGCACCGGGCAGGUCAUCAAAGGCUGGGACCAGGGCCUGCUGGGGAUGUGUGAGGGGGAGAAGAGGAAACUGGUGAUUCCGUCCGAGCUGGGGUAUGGCGACCGAGGGGCCCCACCCAAGAUCCCAGGCGGAGCGACCCUGGUCUUCGAGGUGGAACUGCUGAAGAUCGAGAGACGGUCGGAGCUGUAGGCAACCUUGGUCACACCCUCCCCUCCCUUGCCGGGACCCCUGGGGCAGGGAAUCACCCCCCUCCCCAACCGGCUCGUGCAGUGGGGGCGACGGUCGGCGGUUCGACACCGGGGUUGUGGGAGGAGGCUGAGGGUUGCGGGGUCUGUUGUCACCCUGUCCCCACCCCCCCCACCAUCCGUGUCUCCCAGUCCCUCCUCCCACACCCCCGGGCUCGCUGUUCCUGAGUUAUCCUGCUUCCACUCUCCGGAAUGUUGAGCUCAUCCCAAAUUCUGCUGCUCCCGUGUCCCGGAUCAAACUGUCCUGUUCCUCAACACUUCCCCGUCUCUGUGACCCCCUCCAGCCCCUACACCCCUCCCCGUCACUGUAACCCCCUCCGGCCCCUACACCCCUCCCUGUCUCUGUAACCCC
Molecule: messenger RNA, 947 nt
Organism: Pristis pectinata (smalltooth sawfish)
Lineage: Eukaryota; Metazoa; Chordata; Chondrichthyes; Rhinopristiformes; Pristidae
Product: peptidyl-prolyl cis-trans isomerase FKBP2-like
Exons: 6
Coding region: 114-539 (141 amino acids)
Biological process (GO): protein peptidyl-prolyl isomerization
Molecular function (GO): peptidyl-prolyl cis-trans isomerase activity
Source: RefSeq, a predicted model, not a curated record